Thyridium curvatum is the source of this 723-nucleotide messenger RNA. RefSeq lists its product as uncharacterized. The coding region runs from base 1 to 723 and encodes 240 amino acids. The transcript has a single exon. The record is from RefSeq and is a predicted model, not a curated record. Lineage: Eukaryota; Fungi; Ascomycota; Sordariomycetes; Thyridiales; Thyridiaceae.
AUGAGAUUCACAUCAGUCCUCGCACUGGUGGCCUCGGCGAGCGCCGUCGCCAUGCCCGAGCCGCCAAGCUCCAAGGACGCCCGCGGGUGGUGCCCGAUCCGCGGCCAGCCCUGCUGGAAGGUCAAGCGGGCCGCCGAGGCCCUGACCGAGGCGCUGGCCGUCCGCGCCGACGAGGGCCACCCGGCCGUCCGAGCCGUGGGGCCGGCCGCCGACCACGCCCGCCGCGCCGUCGAGUCGCUCGCCGCCGCCGUGGCCGCCGUCACCGACGACCCGGAAGCCUACAUCGCGGCGCUGUACCUCGACGAGGCGUUCCCGCAGGGCGGGGACGAGGACGCCGCGGUUGAGAAGCGCGGGCCCUCCGCCGUCGACGCCGUCGAGGAGCGCGGGUGGUGCCCGAUCCGCGGGCAGCCGUGCUGGAAGAAGACGCGCCGGGGCGAGCAGGAGGCGCGCGGGUGGUGCCCGAUCCGGGGCCAGCCGUGCUGGAAGGCCAAGAGGGCCGCCGGCGCCGUCAUCGACGCCAUCGGGGGCGCCAACUUUGCCAAGCGCGAGGCGCUGCCCGAGGCCGGGUGGUGCCCCAUCCGCGGCCAGCCUUGCUGGAAGCGCGAGGAGAUGGCCGGGCUCGAGGCCCGGUGCUUCGCCGAGGGGGGCGCCUGCGCCAAGGCCCAGCGCGACCUCGACGCCAUCUACAAGGCGGCGCGGAGCGUCAUGGACGAGGUGCAGUAA